AUGAUGCAGCAUCCUGCUCAUGGGAUGCCCGCGCACACUGCCGUAGGCUAUCCUCAACAAAUGUACUAUGAUGAUUUCUACACGGGCCAAGCAAUAGGCCGUCGACUUUCACGAGGAUCCGCGGGACAACGAACAGGCACAGCUAUGCGAGUCGUGAAGCCUGCCAGCGCCAACAACAGCCCUAGAUCCGCCAUGAUGGCUGCCAGGAGGAGAACCAUGAUGACUGACGGCAGCAACAGUCGCCGCCAGAAGCAAGUCCUUGUGUAUCUCAACACCGCCCAGAACCUGGGACCCCAAAGCCAAGAGACCUUUACCAAUCAGGGACGACCACUGAGCUGGCAUCCGUCUUCGCAUCUCCUCCCUGCUCAAACCAACUUUCAACACACACCCGGCACCAACCCUCUCUCCACGCCAAACAUGUAUGCCGACUAUCAAGACAUGUACUUUGGCGUCGGCUCUCAUUAUUCUCCCAUGGUUGAGUCGUAUUCGACAAACACGUCUCCAGCUUCCACCUUUUCGCCACUUCCGGCCGCCUUUCCUCCCCUGGAGAAUGACCAGUACUUUGGUGCAGACGGUUGGGGGAUGACACAGAAGCCUGGCACGAUCUACACACCGACUGAGGAGGGCCAGAUAAUUUCCAAUUCCCUUCCUUCGAGCAUGGAAUCUGGCCAUAUGCAGCCCAAUAACAGCGUCGAUUGGAACAACUUUAUCAUGCAUGGCUUCAACAGAACUUCGCCGCCCACACCAGAAGUCUUUCUGCAACCGCCACAACAGCAGCAAAUGUCUGUACUGGAGCGGACAGAAUCUCUUCAUCAGGUAGAACCCGAAGAGGAGGACGAGGGUGAAAUUUUGGUUGGCAUGGGUCUGUAUGAUACGCCUGACAAGCGUCAGGAGGAUCCGCAGCUCAACAACUAUCGCUCGACUGUGACGUCUCUGCUGGGCUCUACUUUUUACCACACCGAGCCUAUUGGCAAAGGCUUGAAACUCGAAGAGACGUGGGAGCCUCCUCCUCCCAAGCCGGAUGACGAAGACGAGGAUGAAGACGAGGGGAAAGACGCCGAAGGCGAAGAGGAAGCUGCCGGCGCUGCUUGA
Messenger RNA from Beauveria bassiana ARSEF 2860, 1092 nucleotides. RefSeq lists its product as uncharacterized. The transcript has a single exon. The coding region runs from base 1 to 1092 and encodes 363 amino acids. The record is from RefSeq and is a predicted model, not a curated record. NCBI's taxonomy places the organism in Eukaryota, Fungi, Ascomycota, Sordariomycetes, Hypocreales, Cordycipitaceae.